AUGCUGUUGCAAGAGUUCCUGCAGCUGGAAACAAGCUGGCCGGAGGGCUACUCGGACAGUGCUAUGAAUAGUGCCCGUAACCGUGCGAAUCCGUUCGAGAAGGUCGGAAGAAAUAUCUUCAGCGGUCGCUCGGCGGUUAAACUGGCAAACCUGGACGUGCUGUGCAAUGUACUGAUGGAGGAAGCAAAAAACGAUGUUUUCUAUGUUGCCAAUGUGUUUGGUGAUAAUGGUGGCUGCGCCGAGUACGUCCUGUGGCGUAAGAAGUGGCGCGCUAAAGUGUUCGGUAUCCCGCUGGGCCACUUUCGAUUCCACGGGUUCCGCAGCUCGAACACGGGUUCCGAAACAUUCCACGUGCUCCACCCCAGUCCAGCCGAUGAUGUCGAUGGUGGUCGGUUUUGCGAUCCGUCAAAUUUGGAACGCUUGACCCGGUACGUGCUCAAGCAAACGGAAACGGGCGUCCAUCUAAUGGUGUGCAACGAUGCGAACAACCGCCACACCAACAACACUCCGGAACUCGUGAAGGAACUGGCGUUGAAGCGGAUCUUCCUUGGCGAGGUAAUCUUCGCGUUGGCAACCGUUCGUCCCGGUGGAAAUCUUAUUCUGAACCUGUUCGAGGUGUUCAACCCGUUCACCGUGGGCCUGGUGUACCUGGUGCAUCGCUGUUUCGGGCAGAUCACCAUCUGCAAGCCGAACAGUACACGGUCGCUGAACUCGGAGCGGUUCCUGAUUGCGAAGGGGAAGCUAAAGCACACGGACCCCGUGCUGCGCUAUCUGCGGAUGGUCAACGAGAAGAUGCAGGACGGCGACGUAACACCAUUGGCGCUGGUCGCGGAAGCAGUGCUGCGAGAGGAUCGUCCGUUUUACGAGUUCAUUCGGCAGAGCAACUACAACAUCACAAGGAAGUCCAUUGCCGGUCAGCGCAAAAGGCUGGCAUUCGUAGAAAAUCCAAAUCUGGUGGAACCACGACAGGCGGAGGUCAAACAAAAGUGUUUGGCACUUUGGAACCUCCCCAAUACGAUGCACAGACAGCAGCUACCGAGAGUUCCCGAUCAGUACGUGGCCACCGUGUACCGGGUGUGGAGCAGUUUGACGAGGAGGCUGGCUUUGCCAGAGGACAAGCUGCAAUCGCCGUUGAGCAACUGUCUUUGCUUGGACUACGAUUGGUACUUCGUGCCGAUCGGCCCCAACUUACGCCUAUUUCUGCUCGGCAUGGGACACCGCAGUGUGUUCCGAUAUGACCUACGGCAGAGUGCUUGGGUCCCGCUAAGGAACAUCGUGAUCGAGCUGCCGGCGGGCACGAUUUU
Messenger RNA from Anopheles cruzii, 1304 nucleotides. RefSeq names its product cap-specific mRNA (nucleoside-2'-O-)-methyltransferase 1-like. Gene Ontology annotation, cellular component: cytoplasm; nucleus. NCBI's taxonomy places the organism in Eukaryota, Metazoa, Arthropoda, Insecta, Diptera, Culicidae. Gene Ontology annotation, molecular function: methyltransferase cap1 activity. Gene Ontology annotation, biological process: 7-methylguanosine mRNA capping. The transcript has a single exon. The record is from RefSeq and is a predicted model, not a curated record. The annotation marks the transcript as partial.